Messenger RNA from Talaromyces stipitatus ATCC 10500, 963 nucleotides. RefSeq lists its product as uncharacterized. Gene Ontology annotation, biological process: mitochondrial respiratory chain complex III assembly. The record is from RefSeq and is a predicted model, not a curated record. The transcript is spliced from 3 exons. NCBI's taxonomy places the organism in Eukaryota, Fungi, Ascomycota, Eurotiomycetes, Eurotiales, Trichocomaceae. Bases 1 to 963 code for a protein of 320 amino acids. Gene Ontology annotation, cellular component: mitochondrion.
AUGUCAACCAAAUUACUGUGCCCUAAUUGCUCUCUGAGCUCACGCUUUGGCGUGUUUGCGAGAGAACAGUCCAAAGCCGUACAUACCAUAAGCCACCCAUUGUCGACUCGUCAAGGAUACAUUGUCACAUUGAAGAAUGAUUCGCAUCCCCCUUCGAGACGAUCCGAGUAUCGGUCGGGUCUCUCCCCUUCACGUCGAAACUUUUCAUCAACCCCUACAGCUAGCUCCGGCAUACUAAAGAGUCUAGCAUCUCGUCGAGGAGGUGCGGCAGAAACAUAUGUCUCAUAUGGAUUUACUCAGAAACUGUAUGAAGCUUGCUCGUCCCAAGCGGAUUAUGAAAUUCCACAAUUAGCCCAAAAAGGAGUCGAAAUUCCGAAGACUGCUGAGGGGGAGGAGCUCGGGGUUGGAGAGGGAUUGUGGUAUAAGGAGCUUGAAUUGCUUCCCACGUUUUCCACAUGGUCGCAGGUAACUUUCCUGCAUAUGUAUUUGCUCACAGUCCGUAUCCGCGCCCUUCCAUCACCCGAAAGUGUACGAACACAUUCUCGCCAUUUAUUCGACCACUUCUCGCACAACGCUGAACAGCGCAUGGCCACGUUACACAACAUACACAGCCGCGCCAUCCGCAACAAGUACCUCAAAGAUCUCUUCAUCCAAUGGCGCGGCAUCCUCGCCGCAUAUGACGAGGGGCUCGUCAAAGGCGACGCAGUCCUCGGUGCCGCCGUAUGGAGAAAUAUAUGGAAAGCAAGCAGCUCUACGCAUGACGGGCGCGACCUCGAUUGGGCCAAAGUAGCUACUGUAGUGGCUUAUAUGCGCCGUGUGCUUUCGGAGUUGGCAAAGACGAAUGAAGCAGACCUUGUCUUUGAUCUUGUUGGUACGGAAGCUGCCGCUGUCGCUGCUGGGGGAGAAAAGAAGACCAUAUUUGGGCUAAAGAAUAUUGAUUUCAAGCUUGGUGGAUUGAAGUAG